Molecule: messenger RNA, 1484 nt
Organism: Alosa sapidissima (American shad)
Lineage: Eukaryota; Metazoa; Chordata; Actinopteri; Clupeiformes; Clupeidae
Product: zinc finger C4H2 domain-containing protein-like
Exons: 5
Coding region: 87-776 (229 amino acids)
Biological process (GO): positive regulation of neuron differentiation
Cellular component (GO): nucleus
Source: RefSeq, a predicted model, not a curated record
GUCACGACGUCUUAGCAGACAUCAUCCAAAACAUCUUGUUUUAAGUUCUGUUGUGGCGGAAAGGAUUUGUGUUCAGGUUUGAGACCAUGACGGACGAACAAGAAAUCAUGUGCAAAUUAGAAAACAUACUGGAAGUCAGGAACAAGACCCUGCAGAUGCAGAAGAUCAGGACUCGUCUGAAGAGCGAGUUCGAGGCCCUAGAGGGUGAGGAGAAGCACUUGAGGGAAUACAAGCAGGAGAUGGACCUCCUUCUGCAGGAGAAGAUGGCCCACGUGGAGGAGCUGAGGCUGAUCCAUGCAGACAUUAACGUGAUGGAGAGCACGAUCAAGCAGUCUGAAAACGACCUGAACAAGCUGCUGGAGAACACACGGCGUCUGCAUGAGGAGUACAAGCCCCUGAAGGAGCAUGUGGACGCCCUGCGCAUGACCCUGGGCCUGCAUCGCCUGCCCAACCUCAGCGACGAGGAGGAGAAGCUGUCACUCGAGUUAGUCACCCAGAGUUACUUUGAAAAGCAGAAGGCAGAGUGGAUGAAAGAACCCCAAGAGCCAAUCAUUCCGGAAUCCUUGGCUGCAGCUGCCGCUGCUGCCCAGCAACUGCAGGUCUCCCGGAAACAAGAUGCCCGGCAACCAGCAACCUUCAGACAGCAGCCUCCCCCAAUGAAGGCCUGUUUGUCCUGUCACCAGCAGAUCCACCGCAACGCCCCCAUCUGUCCCCUCUGCAAAGCUAAGAGCCGCUCCCGCAACCCCAAGAAACCCAAGAGGAAGCCGGACGAGUAAGCGGCCUCCAGUGGUCUGCCUCUCCUUCCGAACGUAGCUUCCAAACGUAGACUACCGAGUUAACCAAAACCCCGUCUCUGAAUCCUCCUGGGUUCAUGUGUUAGAACUAUUGUUUAGUUUUGUCAAAUGCCUCAUUUGUUUAAGUGUACUUAAGUGUUUUAAUACUUGAUACUUUGCUUCAAAUUCCACAUCAUGACUGCAAAAAGGCAAUAAGAAACUUGGGACUUGUAAUAGGAACACAUAAAUGCUAAACAGAGUUGUUUGGCAUGUAGCUUAUAUUGUAACAGGAAAAUAACAUUUUUGCCCAGUGAUCUUAAAUGCAGUAUUUUAACCAUAUCAUUCCACCUUCAUCAAACUUUAGACCAAAUGUCUAUUAUGUGCUAACAAAGAAAAAGCAAAAUUAGAAGAAUUCUUGACUGAAGUAUUUAAACUGUAAGACUGUAAGUGUUUUUGUAUCUUAUGUUUUAUAUGCAUGCAAAAAGUAAUGUACUGUAUGUCUGUGAUAUUUUCUCAAUUGAAAGGGGUGAUUGUACUUUGUCGCUGGUAGCUAGUAAUCCUAUGUUUACAAGGGCCAAGGGAAGCGUGGUCCCAGUAAUAUUUGACGGAUGUAUUUCUUGUGAAAACUUGGUUGUUAUACUUGGAUAAAGAGUAAAACUCGCGAUUUGUUGUGGCCAGUAUUGGAAAAAUAAAGAUGGUUUAUUGACGUUG